AUGGCAGUGGGCAAGAACAAGUGCCUUACAAAAGGCGGCAAAAAGGGAGCCAAGAAGAAAGUAGUUGAUCCAUUUUCUAAGAAAAAUUGGUAUGAUGUGAAAGCACCAACUAUGUUCAAUAUAAGAAAUAUUGGAAAAACACUGGUCAGGAAAACUCAAGGAACCAAAAUCGCAUCCGAUGGUCUCAAGGGUCAUGUUUUUGAAGUGAGCCUAGCUGAUCUGCAGAAUGAUGAAGUUGCAUUUAGAAAAUUCAAGCUAAUUACUGAAGAUGUUCAGGGUAAAAACUGCCUGACUAAUUUCCAUGGCAUGGAUCUUACCCGUGACAAGACGUGCUCCAUGGUCAAAAAAAUGGCAGACGACGAUUGAAGCUCAUGUUGAU
Messenger RNA from Molossus molossus (Pallas's mastiff bat), 379 nucleotides. RefSeq names its product 40S ribosomal protein S3a-like. NCBI's taxonomy places the organism in Eukaryota, Metazoa, Chordata, Mammalia, Chiroptera, Molossidae. Gene Ontology annotation, cellular component: ribosome; cytosol. Gene Ontology annotation, molecular function: structural constituent of ribosome. Gene Ontology annotation, biological process: translation. The record is from RefSeq and is a predicted model, not a curated record. The transcript has a single exon. Bases 1 to 366 code for a protein of 121 amino acids.